GUCCAUUAACAUUAACCAAUUUAAUUUACCCACUAUAAUAUACAUACAUAUAUACGUAAAAGAAAUAACUAAUAAUCGAACUUAAAUUAAACCCAUGUGGCUUUAGAAUAUGUACAUUUUUUAUUAAAUCUUUAAAUAUAGAAAUUGUGUGUCCAUAAUUGCAAAAAUCUAACAAAAAUAGAAGAAAUCAGCAACUGAACUGUUUAACAACAUUAUACGACCUUGUAAUUACAAUAUUGUAAAAAUAAAACCCCUCAAACUCUUCAGCGAACUUUUUCCAACUGCUGCUCCAUAUAAAAAAGAAAAAAGAAAAAAAAAAACAAUUUUACCUUUCAAAUCGAAAAAUCAAAGGCAGUAACUUUGAUUAAAUACAUACAUAUUUGUGUUGAUGCAAUUAAAUUCCUAGUCAUAAUAAAUUAACUAAAUACAUAUAUUUAAAUGAAUAUAUAUUUUAUUUGUAAAAUCCAAUUCCCUGCGAGUGUGUAAAAAUUUGUAUAAGCGUGUGUGAGUACGAGCAAAUAAGAACACGAAAACAAAGUAAUAAAAUCUGUAAAAAUAGAAAAACAAGACAGAUAACGCAAGUCCCCCACUUCAAGCACCCUUCAUACCCACAAAUCAAUUGAUCUCCGUAACAUCAGCUGACAUGAUAUUGCAAAGAAUUAUUGGCCGUGGCGCCGUAGGUAACCAGUUUUAUGGGUUUGCUCGGCGAACAAUUGUAUCUGGUGGAUCGAACGAUACACCGACCGAUGCAAGUUCAACUGCUGCUAGUCAUGGAGCUGCUUCAAAACCGGAAAAUAAAGUCAAUGCAGAGCAAACGAAAAAGUCGAGUAGUGUGAUAAGAGAUGCAGACAUAAAAAAAUCGGUGUUUAUCUCACAAUCAUAUGACAUAUUCACUAACUUGGCAUUGGAAGAUUGGCUUUAUAAGAAUUUCGAUUUUAGUCAUCAUCAUGUUCUGUUGCUAUGGGCAAAUGAACCUUGUGUCGUCAUAGGACGGCAUCAAAAUCCGUUCACCGAGGCAAAUGUUUCUAAACUCAUGGACAAAGGUAUUACAAUUGCCCGUCGUAACAGUGGUGGUGGGGCCGUCUACCAUGAUCGUGGCAACCUUAAUUGCACUUUCUUCACCCCUCGCGAGCGGUAUAAUCGCAAAUACAAUUUAAAUAUUUUGACGCGCGCACUCUUUCGCGAAUGGGCUAUCAAGGCAGACAUAAACGAACGCGAUGAUAUUGUUAUCAAUAAUAAAAAAAUUUCUGGUACUGCCGCAAAACUUGGACGCCCGAAUGCUUAUCAUCAUUGCACGUUGUUGGCUAGCACUAAUAAGGAGAAUUUGGGAGACUCGCUUAUUAAAGAAGAGGCGAAUUACGUUACAAAUGCAACUGCGUCCGUACGUUCUCCAAUCAAAAAUCUGUGUGAUGUCAAUCGGACUGUUAAUGUAUCUCAACUUCUGUCCGCCGUGGGCUAUGAAUUUUUGCGUACUGUCGCAACUGAACUAGAGGACGGUGGUAAUAUUCAAACAAUGAAGCAACGUGGUUUUCAGUUGAUAAAUCCCACUGAGAAAUGGUUCCCAGGGAUUAGCAGUUUGCGAAAUGAGUUUGGGUCAUGGGAUUGGGUGUAUGGAAGAACGCCUAAGUUUAAUGUGAAAAAAGAACUGUAUUUGAAAGUGGAGGACAAGAGUCAUAAAAUUAUAUUAAACGUUGAAGUAGAAAAGGGUAUAAUAAAUAAUAUAAACAUAAUAAUGCCAAAUAAUGAAGAGGUACCUGUCGUAUCUGGAUUGCAAAAUAAACCAUUUAAUGAAAAAAAUUUAAAUGGAAUUAUAACCGCUCUAAAAUUAGUAUCCACGGACAACGUAAAGCAAGCCAUAAAUGGCGUGUAAGCGUGUGAAUGAUAUAGAAUUAAUUUCGAUGUAUAAUUAAUAUAUAUUUUUCUAUGUUUUUUAAUAAAAAAAUAUUUGUUAUGAAAUUAUAUAUGUACCAUAACA
This is a messenger RNA of Teleopsis dalmanni, 1975 nucleotides long. RefSeq names its product lipoyltransferase 1, mitochondrial (gene Lipt1). Bases 644 to 1870 code for a protein of 408 amino acids. Gene Ontology annotation, cellular component: mitochondrion; cytoplasm. The record is from RefSeq and is a predicted model, not a curated record. NCBI's taxonomy places the organism in Eukaryota, Metazoa, Arthropoda, Insecta, Diptera, Diopsidae. Gene Ontology annotation, molecular function: lipoyltransferase activity. Gene Ontology annotation, biological process: protein lipoylation. The transcript has 4 exons.